Molecule: messenger RNA, 624 nt
Organism: Entrophospora sp. SA101
Lineage: Eukaryota; Fungi; Glomeromycota; Glomeromycetes; Entrophosporales; Entrophosporaceae
Source: the annotation of a GenBank genome assembly
AUGCCAAUUUCAAAAAGAAGAAAAGAAAUAAAUUUGGGAAAAGUUUCCAAACAAAAUAAAGAAGGCAAAAAAGAAUUGAUUGAAACGAUUCAAAGCUAUGUAACAAAUUAUAAUUAUAUUUGGAGAUUAGAACCUGAAGGCAUGAGAAAUUUAUUUUUACAACAGAUCAGAGCUGAUUGGGCCCAUAAAGGAAAAAUAAUAUUUUGUAAAAGAACACUUAUGCAAAAGGCAAUUGGAGUUGACAAAAUGGAAAGUGUCGAAGAUUAUUUUGAAAGUUUUAUUAAAAAAGAUCAUGCCAGAUCUGGAAAUAUUGCCAGUGGAACAAUUAUAAUACCUGAGGGUAUAGUUCGAUAUAAUUUUGGGAGUGCUAGUAAUGAUUAUUCCAAUGGAGGAUUCCCAAUACCGGUCACAAUGUCAAAACAAUUGGAGAAAUUAGGAAUGCCAGUUGUUGUAGAAAGAGAACAUUUGGUGCUUAAAUCUGAUUAUAAAGUUUGCAAUAUUGGUGAUAAACUUAGCAUCGAGCAAGCACAUUUAUUGAAAUUAUUACAAAUUACCAUUUCAGAAUUUAAACUUAAACUUACUCAUUAUUACGAUAAAUCAACUAAAGAAGUAAAAGUUCUUUGA